CCUUUUCUCCUCAUUGCUUUUGCCAAACACUGGCUUGCCUUCUGCUUGGAUAUAUACUUUACUCCCCUCGCUGUUGCAUACUUUGUACCAUUCGCUUGAAUACACCUACACUUGCGACCAUAAUAUUGUUUGCCUUUUUGGAAGACGUAACCCCCCGACCCGCGGGUUGGAAUUUUCACCAUGUCGCAAGAUACUGGUUUGUUUAGCAUCAAGCGGCCCCGCGAAACUCUUGGAAGUGUACAGAAUUUCUCGUCAUUACCGCAACCAUCAUCUGCGUUGAAGCGCACCAGUUCAAUUGGCUACCAAAACCCUCCAUACACCUCACAACACACGCGCUCGACGUCGCUGCUCAAUUCUUUAGGUCGGCCGCAGCAGCCAAACUUCCAGCGCUCGUCAUCAGGAGGCAGCUUCGGUCAUGAUGCAGGCCUCUCGUCUGUUAGGCGAUCUGUGUCCAGUAACCUCUUUCAAAAUGCAAACGUCGGCCGCCUGAGUUACGCGCCUGGCUCUUUCCCCGCCAACUCAUCCUCGCAGCAAACCCUCCAACAACGAAGAAGUAGCGUUUUUUCACGACCGUCUAUGGCCGGGGGCCCAAUGGCGCAUCAAUCCUUCUUUACUCAAGGCCCUGUUCCAGCAGGUGUUCCAAAGGAUCCACGGCCCCUCAAAGAUCGCGCUUUCCAGGCGCGAAUCGGCCAGGAACUUUUAGAGUAUCUCACGCACAACAAUUUUGAGUUAGAAAUGAAGCAUUCCCUAGGACAAAAUUCGAUGAAAUCGCCAACACAAAAAGACUUCACGUACAUCUUUCAAUGGCUCUAUCGCCGGAUUGAUCCAAGCUAUAAAUUCCAGAAGAGCAUUGAAGCCGAAGUCCCACCGAUCUUAAAGCAACUGCGCUAUCCUUAUGAGAAAAGCAUAACCAAAUCGCAAAUCGCCGCGGUCGGAGGUCAAAAUUGGUCCACUUUUCUUGGAAUGCUUCAUUGGAUGAUGCAGCUUGCACAAAUGUUGGACCGAUUUGCUCUUGGCGAGUACGACGAUGCCUGUGCCGAAGCUGGCGUGGAUGUUUCCGGCGACCGCAUUAUCUUUCGGUUUUUAACAGGAGCUUAUCAUGAUUGGCUUCAAGGAGGUGAAGACGAGGAGGAUGAUGUGGCUGAAAAACGUCUUGUCCCCCAUGUGGAAGCAAUGUCAGCUGAAUUCGAACGCUCGAAUGAAAAAUACGUGCACGAGCUACAAGCUUUAGAAGCCGAAAACCGCGCCCUUCGUGAUCAACUAGAAGAACUAGAGAAGAAUGCCCCAGACAUGGCGAAACUUGACAAAACCUUUCGCAUUCUGGAAGAUGAUAAACGCAAGUUUGAAGACUACAAUUCAAAUGUACAGGGGAAAAUCGACAAGUAUAACAGUCGCAUUCAGUUUCUAGACGAGGAGACCAAAAAGGCCGACAAUGAGCUACAGACCGCAGAUGAGGAGCGUACUAGUCUGCAAGCAAGUGUUGAUAGCCAGGGUAUUACCAUCCAGGAUAUUGAUCGAAUGAACACCGAGCGCGAACGACUGCAGCGAAAUCUCGAGGACACUGCGGGCCGACUAGACGAAACUCACGCGCGUCUAAUGGAGAAGGAAGGUGAAGCAAACCAAAAACUCGAAGAUCUGGAGCUGGUGGUAAAGCUUUAUAACACUCUUGGCUACCAGAACAGUCUGAUUCCUGGGACUGCUGUAAAUGCCAAAGGUGAGGACUAUGAACUUCGAUUAAACAUGAACGAGGCCACAUUUUCUUCUUCGCAACUUGGUGGUUCGCAAAAUCAAAAUUCCCCAGAAGGUUAUCGUCUUCUAGCGGAUGCGAAUAAUGGGUAUCAACCCAUACAUCUGUUGAAGCUUGACCUUAGAGGUGUGGUGAGAGCAAAUUUUAUUUCGCUUCGAAAGGAAAUCAAUGAGCGACGCAAAAAUGCUGCUGAGAAGGAUAUCUCUGAUCGUGAUCUACUCAACGAAAUCAAGGAGGCAAUGGAUGAGAAGCGCAGUGAGAUUGAGGCUUUGGAGCAUAGACGACGUGCUGCCGAGGAGGAAUUUGAACGCACUAAGGAAAUCACAACUACUCAAAAAGUGCAAUCCGAUGCACAAAUAGAAAAGAUGGAAAAGGAGUUGGCAAAGAUGCGUGCCUCGUUGAUCGAGAGCGUUCAGAUCAUGGAGCAAAGGGAGAUGAACACUGAUGUUGAAUACGAGCAACUUACGCUACGCGCCAACCAGCUUCGCGAGGAGCUCCAUACUGGAGUCGAGAGCAUGCUAAACGAUAUUAUUCGCUUUAAAGUUCACGUACAAAAAAGCUUAGAAGACUACGAAAGCUUUGUCGUUGACGAAGUCGAACAAGAAUUGGGUGGUGAGGCGCCGCCAACAGAAGCCAUCGAAAUGACAGAGGGUGACCUAAAUUGACGAACCCAUCUGGCAUUUACUACCCUCUCUUCCUUCGUGACGAUCGAUUGGCCUCCGAUAGGAUCUUCACAUGAAGGCGACGUGAAGACAAAUUGUGUCUUGAUACCUGCCUUCUCAUGUGUCUUCUUACGAGUUCUAUGAAUAAAUGAUGACUUGGCGAAUGUAAUACUUCCCUUGAUUUAGAUACCUUGGUGCUUACAGGAAGUUUGGUGCUCAUUCAGCGAACACGGUGUCUUCAUUUCAUUAUCAGGAUCAUUCUACUGUGCCUAUUAUAUUGAUAAUCUUGUUCUGAUAUUAUUCACAGCCUGGAAGGUGGCCAAGCCACUAGGAGUUUUAUUGUGAUUUAAUUCUGAGAUUCCCCAGCGAGUUUUAUAGAUAUCCCAACUUUGAUUUAAAUCUAGUUACAUUUAACCAUCAAAAUAGCUCCUCGAAGUUUGGAAGUAGCAG
Talaromyces proteolyticus is the source of this 2859-nucleotide messenger RNA. RefSeq names its product HEC/Ndc80p family protein. Gene Ontology annotation, cellular component: Ndc80 complex. The transcript has 2 exons. The record is from RefSeq and is a predicted model, not a curated record. Lineage: Eukaryota; Fungi; Ascomycota; Eurotiomycetes; Eurotiales; Trichocomaceae. Bases 181 to 2412 code for a protein of 743 amino acids. Gene Ontology annotation, biological process: attachment of mitotic spindle microtubules to kinetochore.